Paramecium tetraurelia is the source of this 3399-nucleotide messenger RNA. RefSeq lists its product as uncharacterized. The record is from RefSeq and is a predicted model, not a curated record. NCBI's taxonomy places the organism in Eukaryota, Ciliophora, Oligohymenophorea, Peniculida, Parameciidae. Gene Ontology annotation, cellular component: cytoskeleton. The transcript is spliced from 4 exons. Gene Ontology annotation, molecular function: protein binding; guanyl-nucleotide exchange factor activity; phosphatidylinositol binding.
AUGAAUUGCAGAUUUGAUUAAGAAAUCGAUACCAUUCAGCAAAACCCCAUAAAUCCAAGCAACUCCCAUUCCAGCAAACAAAAGAACUAUCUUUGCAACCUUUUAAAUAUUUAAUAGCCAAUUAACAAAGAACAAGACAAAUAUUCAGAUAAUAUUAAAAUUUAGCAAAAAUCUAAUCAAUCUAUCAAUGACGUACACAACAGACAUUCCUUCAAGCCCAGAAUGUCCACAACGCCCAAUUUAGAAGAAGUAGAGAGAAUCGAUAGAAUCAGCAAUUAAUUUUAAUAAACCAUGGCCAAACUGGAAGAAGCCCAAGAACUCAACUCUACCCAUAAUUAAGAUGCAUACCUUUAAAAAGUUGUUAUUGUGCAAUCCAAAAUCCGUUCUUUUUUAAUGAGAAGACAGUACCUGAACCUCAAAACGCAAUUUCAAUAUAGAAAAAGAGUUCUUAAUGAACUUUUUAUAACCGAACAAUCGUAUUGCUAAGCACUAACAAUAUUGAUAAAUGCGUAUUUAAAACCAUUAAGAGAACAAAAUAAAUUAAUAUCUUCAUAAGUUAUUUAAUAGAUAUUUUCUAAUGUGGAAGCCAUUUAAUAGCUCUCUGUCGACAUCCUGGAAAUAUUCAGGAAGAAACAAGAACAAUUUACAUAUUAUUCCCUUGUAGCCGACAUAUAAUUGCAGCAACACAUUUCUUUCUUUAAAAUUUACUCAACCUAUUUGGUUAACUAUUAAAAAGCUUUUAGUGUACAAAUGAAAUUAAAAAAGGAAAACAAACCUUAUAAGCAAUUCUUAGAUGCAAUAGACAAAUAAAAUCAAGGAAAGACCUUAGAAUCCUAUUUCUUGAUUUUACCUGUAUAACGUAUACCUAAGUAUGUGCUUUUAUUUAAGGACCUCUUAAAGAAUACACCUCAAGAUCAUCCUGACUAUGCUAAUAUUAAGUUGGUUCUUGAUAAAUUUGAAUAAGUUGCCAAUUAAAAUAACAAAUCAAUGGAUAGUCUACUUAAAAAUUAAAAGCUAUUUGAUUUAUAAAAAUAGUAUGGGAACUUCGUAAAAAUCCUAGAAUAAAAUAGAUAAUUUCUAAGAGAAGAAUCUCUUCAUAUGUACUUCACAAAAGGAGCCUAAAUCAAACCUGUCAUUGUUUAUUUUCUUUCUGACUUGAUUCUUGUAACAGAAAGAGAUCAGACAAAAUAAGAACAUAACUUUAAAACUUACAUCAAACUUAAUUAUUAAAGCAAAUGUCAAUAAUUACCUGAAAUGUACAAGUAUAAGUAUUUAUUUCAAAUUAAUGGUGUUGACAACUCUGUUAUCUUUGUAGUUCUCAGUUAAAAUUCACAAUAGGACAUGUAAGAGUAUAUUAAUUUGGUCAAUCAAGAGAUCAAGGAACUUUAGGAUAAAAAAGCAGAAAGAGAAAAAGCACUUUAAGACAUGAUCCCUGAAAAAUAAAAAGUUAAUCAAAUUGAUAAUGUAAGUGUCUCCAUAUAAAUUAUUGGAACUGAAGAUGUCAUUGAUGCAACUAAUAAUAAAUUUACUUAAUAUAUAUUUGAGAUAGAUAUUAACAAUAAUAUUACUUAAAAGAUAUACUUAAGAUACAGUUUGUUUAAGAAAAUAUAGCAAGAAGUGAAAACUCUGUUUCCAAAAAUAAAAAUAUCAGAAAUUAAAGAGAAUUCGUAUUUUGAUAGAAAUGAGGCUGCAGUGAUAGAUAGAAGGAAAAUUUUAAUGAUAGAAUUUCUUUAGAUAUUAUUGAAUGCAUCUGAGUUUAAGGAGAAUAAAACAUAAAACUAAUUAAUUUUAGCAUUAUUGGGAUUGCCUGAAAACUUUUAUGAUUUGCCUGCGAUUCUAGUGAAAUAAUACAGAUAAUCUAUUAUGGGAGUUGGAAUUAAUUUUAGAGCAUCUAAAAAACCGGCGAGUGGAACUGUAGAUUUUUCAUAGAACUCAGUCAGUUUUAGUUCAAAUGAAAAUUCGAAUUUCACAACUAUGAUCACCUAAAUUAGUUCCCCCAGGGAGGCUCAUAAAUAAAUUGAAAUAUAAUCAUCUGCCUUAAAGUUUUCAGAUUAAAAGACUGAGUAGACUACAGGCUAGGUUGCAAAAGAUCCUUAAACUCCGGUUCGAGGAUUGAGAGCUGCAAGCAUGAAAAAUUUAAGAAAGAUUUCUGCUACUCAAUUAUUGGCUGUAGAAAGCAAAGGAAAUUCUAGACAAAAUUCAGUAGUAGACAAGGAGUUUUUGAAUUCUAUUUAGGUUAAAAUAAAAGUCAUGAUAUUUCUAAGUUUUAAAUAGGUUGAGAAAGAGUUUUUUAUAAACAAAGACACAUCAGCUUUUAACUUAAUGGAAGAGAUAGCAACUGAAAUAUAACUUUAAUCUGCUUACGAUUUUAGAUUAUAUUAUAUAGAUAACACCUACUUAAAACCUUUGGAUAAUGAUGAGAGGCUGUGGAAUUUUUUAGUCAGAUUUGAUGAACCUUUUGGUCUGUUUAAAAAGUCUUAGAAAGUACCUCUUUAUAAUGGAAAAUUGCUAUAGCUCAGGAAACACUUAUAUGUAUCGAAUAAGGAAGAGACAGAUUAUUACACUUAGGACUUGGUGAGAUUACAAUUAAUCAGUUAUCAGUUAUUUGACGAUAUUAGUAAUCUGAGAUUAACACUGGGUCCUAAAGAUCAUAUUCUCUACACAGCCUUUUACCUGUAUAUAAAUGGGCACAAAACAAUAGAUCCAAAAAAAAUUCCUUUGAAUGAAAUUAAAAAGUUUCUCCCUCCGAUAGCCAUAAAAAUCAUAACAUAAGACGAAUGGAGUAAUUUUCUGCCCACUUUAGUGCAAAAUUUUCAUAGCUAAAUUAUAAAUGAGAAGUAGAAUUAAAAGCAAUAGAUGAAAUCAGAAUACAAUUUAAGAAAUAAUUAAAAUGAGAUGACUGAAACACAUUUUGCAUUAUUGGUUUUUUUGAAUUUGUUAAAAUCUAAGAAGUUUUUUGGAGUUGCAAAAUUCUCUGUGAAACCUGAGAAGGAUAACAUAAAUAAAAUAAUGGAGUUAAGCACUAAUUAUUGGAAUAAAAAGAAGUUGCAAGAUAAAUCAUUAUAAAAUUAUAAUACAGAAAAUAUAAAGGGAGUGUCAUCUUUAUGUUUAGGAGUUGGUUAUAAUUCCUUAAUAGUACUUUCAUCUUUCAUUUCAUCAUUCGAAUUGAUAGAGAUAGGUUUCGAUGAAAUUGAGUCUAUCAGUUCUUUAUAAACUACAUUAAGUAUAUAUUUGGAGGAAGCAACUAAGCAGAGCAGCAAUUAAAAGAGUAAUUAAAAUAAUAAAGAGAAACUUUGCUUAAAAUUUGAAACAGAAAAAAGCUAUUAGAUAAAAUAGUUGGUUGAUGAAUAUUUCAAACUGCAAAUGGAAAAUCAAUAAUAAACAGAUGAAUAUAUUUGA